Molecule: messenger RNA, 2010 nt
Organism: Rhododendron vialii
Lineage: Eukaryota; Viridiplantae; Streptophyta; Magnoliopsida; Ericales; Ericaceae
Product: cytosolic enolase 3
Exons: 13
Coding region: 132-1556 (474 amino acids)
Biological process (GO): glycolytic process
Cellular component (GO): phosphopyruvate hydratase complex
Molecular function (GO): magnesium ion binding; phosphopyruvate hydratase activity
Source: RefSeq, a predicted model, not a curated record
AGCUUCAGCGGAACGUAGAGUAGAAUUCAACCCACUGCUUCGCUUUCGCUUUCGUCUCCAAAAGCAGACUCCGCCAAUACAGAAUUCGCAGCGCCCAAAUUCGAAGCUAGUAAAUUGUUAGCAGUAGUCCAAUGUCGGUCCAAGAAUAUCUGGACAAGCACGUGCUCUCCCGGAAAAUCGAGGACGCCGUCAAUGCCGCCGUUAGGGCCAAGACUCCCGAUCCCGUUCUUUUCAUCUCUAAUCACAUGAGGAAAGCAGUGCCUUCUGUGAUUACCAAGGUCAAAGCCAGGCAAAUCCUCGACAGCAGAGGUAUUCCCACUGUUGAAGUUGACCUCUACACCAAUAAAGGCAUGUUCCGUGCUUCUGCUCCCAGUGGCGCUUCUUCUGGAAUGUAUGAAGCGCUUGAAUUACGUGAUGGAGACAAGGGAAUGUAUCUCGGUAAUAGUGUCCAAAGAGCUGUUAAGAAUAUUAAUGAGAAAAUAUCAGAAGCUUUGAUUGGUAUGGAUCCGAUCCUUCAGUCACAAAUUGAUCAGGCAAUGAUAGACUUGGACAAGACAGAGAAGAAGGGUGAACUUGGUGCAAAUGCAAUUUUAGCCGUGUCAAUUGCUGCUUGCAAAGCUGGGGCUGCUGAAAAGGAGGUUCCACUUUACAAGCAUAUUGCCGAUCUCUCUGGUAGAACCAGCAUGAUUCUUCCUGUCCCUGCGUUUUGUCUGAUAAGUGGUGGAAAACAUGCUGGAAACACUCUGGCUAUUCAGGAUAUUACUAUUCUUCCUGUUGGAGCAAGAAGAUUUGAGGAGGCAAUGCAAAUGGGAUCUGAAACAUACCACCACUUGAAGGCUGUUAUUACUGAGAAAUAUGGUGCACAUGGGUGCAAUGUUGGUGAAGAUGGUGGCUUUGCUCCAAACAUUUCCGGCUUUAGAGAAGGCUUGGAUUUUGUAAAGGAGGCCAUCAGCAGAACAGGGUAUAAUGAGAAAAUAAAGAUAGGGAUUGAUGUAUCUGCUACCGAUUUCUGCAUAGGUACGAAGUAUGAUUUAGAUUAUAAAUCACCAAACAAGUCGGGGCAAAACUUCAAGUCAGGAGAAGAUAUGAUUGAGUUGUACAAAGAACUUUGUACAGACUACCCGGUUGUAUCUAUUGAGGACCCAUUUGACAAGGAGGACUGGGAACGUGUCAAAUAUUUUUCUGGUCUUGGAAUUUGCCAGGUUGUUGGGGGUGAUUUAUUGAUGUCUAAUCCAAAACGUAUUGAGAAAGCAAUUCAGGAGUCCGCUUGCAAUGCUCUUCUUCUCAAGGUGAAUCAAAUAGGGACAGUGACCGAGGCCAUUGAAGUAGUGAAGCUGGCAAAGGAUGAACACUGGGGAGUGGUGAUCUCUCAUAGAUGUGGGGAAACCGAAGAUUCUUUCAUUGCAGACUUGUCUGUCGGCCUUUCAACAGGUCAGAUCAAUGCGGGAGCACCUUGCCGAGGGGAGCGGCUGGCAAAGUACAACCAGUUGCUUAGAAUUGAAGAAGAGCUUGGCGAUCAAGCGGUGUAUGCUGGUGAUGACUGGAGGAUGUCCUGAUCAAACACUUUAGUUAUUUUUGCCUCUCAUCUUCCCUUCUGUUAGUUCCUUUCAUAUGAAGCCGCUUUGUGUCUCCCUUACAUUCAGCUACUGAGGGAGCUAUUCUCACAGUGAUUCUUUCAUCAAACCGGUAAAGCUAUAGUAUUUGCAGAGACAUUGCAACGGUUUGAAUUGGGUAAGAGCAGUUGCAAAUUUCCGGUUUGUGAUUUUGUUUUGUUGCUUCUUUUAUGUUACCGGCCGGGAUUGUGUAAAAAGUUUUGGGAGCUUUGAGAGUUUGAACUGUUGUACUGGGUACUGAGGAUUGUAGUAACAAAAUAGCAAGUACAAAAAGCUACUAAGAUCAUAUUAAGCCUUUUAUGUGGUACUUAAACUACUUGAGAUCAUCUUAAGCCUUUUAAGUGGUACUUAAUUAGACGAAUGAAUAAUAAGAUGAAUUAUACAGAGCCCUUCUUUA